Messenger RNA from Pisolithus orientalis, 2927 nucleotides. Its product is annotated as phosphatases II. The record is from RefSeq and is a predicted model, not a curated record. The transcript has 6 exons. Gene Ontology annotation, molecular function: phosphatase activity. NCBI's taxonomy places the organism in Eukaryota, Fungi, Basidiomycota, Agaricomycetes, Boletales, Pisolithaceae. Gene Ontology annotation, biological process: dephosphorylation. The coding region runs from base 107 to 2761 and encodes 884 amino acids.
AGCUCAAACCAAUCUAUAAUAGUGAGAGGCAGCGCUGCGCUCUAUCCGCAGGUCCCAGCCGGCACCGCACUGGCUUUUGGAAAUAAGUAUUUCAGGGAUUAUCUUAAUGGAUUCCAUCCGAGUUUCGAAGGUUGAAAGGGUUCUUUGCGGCAAAUCAGGGAGUGCUCACUAUGGAUCACUCCACUUGACCGCACACCAUCUGAUCUUCCGGUACGAGGAUGCCGCAGUGGAGGAGAUGUGGGUACCAUACCCACUGAUUUCGUUGGUAGUGCAGCUCCCGCAGACAUUGCAAGGCCAAAGUCCUAUAACGUUUCACACACGGACGUUUGAAACCUUUUCCAUUUUGUUUGGGAGUGAUCAUGAUGCCGUCGAUGUAUUUGAGAGCGUCAAAGAGUUGACGGUGUGCACGUCUGUUAAUCAGCUUUAUGCGUUCUUCUACUCACCUAAUCCUCCUUUCGAUGCUGAGGGCGGGUGGUCUAUUUACUCCCCUAGGAAGGAGUUUGGUCGUAUGGGUGUGGGCACCCGAACCAAGGCAUGGCGGUUCACUGACAUAAAUAAGGAUUAUCAGUUUUCUUCCACUUAUCCAUCUCUGUUGGUCGUUCCGACCCGGAUAAGUGACUCCACCCUCACUUAUGCCGCCAAGUACAGAAGCAAAUGUCGAAUUCCGGCUUUGACGUACCUUCACUGGGCCAACUUCGGAACUAUAACACGGUCCAGUCAACCAAUGGUUGGCAUUAAACAGAACCGAUCUGUCCAGGACGAGAAACUCGUGGAAGCCAUUUUUCAAUCCCAUCGCUCCCCCGAUUCACGGUCAUCAAGUAUCCCCAUCUACGGCGCCACCGCGACAAACCUCAUUGUUGAUGCCAGGCCAACGGCUAACGCCAUGGCGAACACUGCUAGAGGAGCCGGGACCGAAAACAUGGAAAAUUACAAAGAUGCAAAAAAGACGUACUCAGGAAUUGAUCACAUACACGCCAUGCGCGAGUCACUAGGGAAAGUAGUGGAUGCCUUACGCGAAGCGGACAUCAUCGCUGCGAGUGUCAGCGGCAAGGUACUAGGAGAGGCGAAGCAGCUUGCUGUUUUAGAUCGACAAGCUCUGCGCCGUUCUGGAUGGCUCCGUCAUCUGUCGAACAUUCUUGAGGCGGUAGUUCUCAUCGUACGCAAUGUGCACAUCAAUUCAUCGCAUGUCUUAGUGCACUGUUCCGACGGCUGGGAUCGCACUUCACAACUCGCGGCUCUAGCUCAGGUGUGCUUGGAUCCUUACUAUCGCACUAUGCACGGCUUCCAGGUACUCGUCGAGAAAGAUUGGAUAUCGUUCGGCCACCGAUUCCGGGAUCGGUGUGGUCACUUGUCUUCGGAGAAAUUUUUCACAUCUGUAGCGGAUAGUGGGAACGCGGGAGGUGGGGCAGAGGCUGCUCAGGCCUUCCUUACUUCCGUCCAGAACCGUUUUGCUUCCCAGCAUCACAUCAAGGAAACGAGUCCUACUUUCCACCAAUUUCUGGAAUGCUUGCGUCAGAUACAAAGACAAUUUCCUGAGCGCUUCGAAUUUAAUGAACGCUUCCUGCGGACGAUUCACUAUCAUCUCUACUCCUGCCAAUUUGGAACUUUUCUGUAUAAUAAUGAACAAGAGAGGAAGAGAGGAGAGGACAAUAUGGUUCCAUCCGAGAGGACAGCAAGCCUUUGGGAGUUCCUUAACUCAUCAUCGCAAGUGGAACUUCACAAGAACCCAUCGUACAACCCUUUACUAGAUGAUCUCUCGAACAGGGACUCCAAGGCAGACAUGGGUGUCCUCACCCCUAAUGCCAAAGACAUCCGGUUCUGGCACGAACUGUACGGACGAACUGACGAAGAAAUGAAUGGCAAGAUUAUUAUAUCCCAGGUGAAAGAAGAUUCAGAGUUUGUUCCAUCAAUCGAGGGUCUUGACGAUGAUCCAGUCAACUUCCACACGCGUACGGAAGCUGUUCCGCCGGUUGCACAUCCGCAACCUACCACAAUAACGUCUUCUCCGACUCUUUUCAGAUCUAGCAGUCCCGCUGCUUCUGAGGGGUUGUCGUCCAGCCUGCAAGGUCUAUGGUCAUCAUUACCUGAAUUUGGCCAGAAAGUAGGAGGAGGAUUUCUGGUGGCUAGUACACCGACAGGACUAGGUGGUACGCCACCACGACCCUCAUCACCCGGGCGCAUGCGGGGUCCCAAUGCCCCCGACUUUUUUACCAACAGCGGAGUAAAAUCUAUGUGGGGAAAGCUGUCCUCGAAUGCCACAGCUGCGUUCACGGCGGUCCAAGAGGUGUAUGACGGCGUCACGAAAGACUUCAAAGGGGGAUCUAGGCCAUUUGAGGAUGAUACUGGGAAUUAUAGUGGAGGGAGGGAGCUACAGGCCAGCGAUUUCUCUGUGGAUGGAGAGCGUUUUACUUCACGUGCAAGUACAUCGUUCUCUCCCGUGGGUUCAUCAAACCGUCCCUGGGACAGCGUGACACCGCAGAGAAGUCUGGCCGAUCUGGCGAUGGACAACCCUUGGAGUAGUGUCCGGUCGCCGUCACCACCGCCACCAACUACACGACUGGACAUGGAUGAUACUGAUCCUUUACCUGAGGACCCGACUGUUGCUCAACCUUCACAACGACAAAACUCUGCCUUUCAUCAUCCGCCGAAGCAGGGUCCUAACGUGAGUAGGGUAACUCACUCGGAUGAGAACAAUGUACCCGAGCAGGAAACGAAGAGACCCUCGCUAACUACGGAUCCUCUCGGUGUCGGACUCGUGUAACAGCAGCAUUCAUAUGUACAAUUCUGGGACACAUUGCACACGGUACAGAUCAGUGUCACGCAUCUACAAACUCAUCAUCUCAUGUACUGGUUUCUCCUCGCUUGUCUCACGCUCUUGUCAUACGUGUGUAAAUUUUUUAUCUAGAUGGCGUGAUAAUGCUUAUGUC